Parnassius apollo (apollo) is the source of this 507-nucleotide messenger RNA. The record is from the annotation of a GenBank genome assembly. Lineage: Eukaryota; Metazoa; Arthropoda; Insecta; Lepidoptera; Papilionidae.
AUGGGAAAACACAUGGCAAUGGCUAAAAUUUGCCCUGUUUUCUUGAAAGAGAAACGAAUUAGAGAACUCAUGGCAGAAUUUAACUGUUCCUACAAAAAAGCCCUUAUGCUGUAUGUCCCGCCUUCACCUCGACCACCGAAUAUGAAAAAUGACCCACCUCUACUUACACAACCUAUAUAUGAAAAUGAAUCAUCACAACAAGAUAAACAGAUUCUCGAGCCUAGUGAUGUGUAUACCUACGCUAGUGUUACGAAAACACCCCCGGAAGAAACGAGAAAAAGCUCUAAGUCAGAGAAACGACGGAAUAGAAGAAGGGCCCUCAAAGAACAGGAACAAAAUAUACCUGAAUUUUUUACCGAAGUUAGUGAAGAAGAAAGCAGAAUGGACGACAAGCUAAGUGAUGAGAAUCGAUCGAAAAAUAAAGAACAAUUGUCUUGGAAAUUAUUUUUUAAAAAAUUAAAAGAGAAGACAUUUAAAAAGAAAGUAGUUCGUGGGAAGACAGGAUAA